Messenger RNA from Ostrea edulis (European flat oyster), 789 nucleotides. RefSeq lists its product as uncharacterized. The transcript is spliced from 3 exons. The coding region runs from base 1 to 789 and encodes 262 amino acids. NCBI's taxonomy places the organism in Eukaryota, Metazoa, Mollusca, Bivalvia, Ostreida, Ostreidae. The record is from RefSeq and is a predicted model, not a curated record.
AUGGCUGUCAAUGAACAAUUACCAGCGAUAUACAAUCUACCAGAAGCUAAAGGAAAGACGCUAAAGAAAACGAAAGUUCCUGUGAACAAUGAGAAAGUUUCUGUGAAGAAUGAGAAAGUUCCUGUGAACAAUGAAAAAGUUCCUGUGAACAAUGAGAGAGUUCCUGUGAACAAUGAUAAAGUUGCUGUGAACAAUGAGAGAGUUCCUGUGAACAAUGAGAGAGUUCCUGUGAACAAUGGGAAAGAUCCUGUGAACAAUGAGAAAGUUCCUGUGAACAAUGAGAAAGUUCUUGUGAACACAAUCGAAACGUUCCUUUCUUGUGAACACAAUCAAAACGUUCCUGUGAACAAUGAGAAAGUUUCUGUGAACAAUGAGAAAGGUCAUGUGAACAAUGAUAAAGUUCCUGUGAACAAUGAGAAAGUUCCUGUAAACAAUGAGAAAGUUCCUGUGAACAAUGAGAUAGUUCCUGUGAACAAUGAGAAAGUUCCUGUGAACAAUGGGAAAGUUCCUGUGUACAAUGGGAAAAUUCCUGUGAACAAUGAGAAAGGUCCUGUGAACAAUGAGAAAGUUCCUGUGAACAAUGAGAAAGUUCCUGUGAACAAUGAGAAAGUUUCCGUAAACAAUGAUAAAGUUCCUGUGAACAAUGAGAAAGUUCCUGUGUACAAUGAUAAAGUUCCUGUGAACAAUUCGAAAGUUCCUGUGAACAAUGGGAAAGGUCCUAUGAACAAUGAGAACGUUUCUGUGAACAAUGAGAGAGUUCUUGUGAACACAAUCGAAAUGUUCCUGUGA